CCGGAAACGCCGCUGUGAAGAAGGCGCUCGUCUCAGUUUCAGUCUCCACAAUCGAACGAUGGUGACACAACGGCAAAAGGUCGGGAAGUGACCUGGCAGACGUGUGUGUGUGUGUGUGUGUGUUGAUGUCUGUGCAGGGGGACGAUUUGAAGUUUGUUGACUCUGAAAUGGGUGGUGUGCCGUCCACUGCACCGUCGUCAGUCGCUCCUACAGGGCGCGGCCCUGUUGGGCAGGCCGAUAUGGCCGAAUCAACCAGCUCAUCGAUGGGCUUCCUCAAGACGGCCAAGCAUCCCGUCGUGUGUUGCUUCCAUCUGGGAUUCAAACUGGCGGCUUUGAUUACGUAGGUGGCAGGACAGACAAGGACGGGGAAGAGACUCACCCUGACUGUCGGUGGGUGAUGGGCGUGUGUGUGUGCUGGCAGGUUUAUUUUUUCUGGGAUCAUCUUCAGUAAUUUCAUCGUCAACUUUGUGGUGACGACUGUCUUCCUCGCAUUCGACUUCUGGACCGUCAAGAACGUCACAGGGAGGUAUGUAUGCACGUAGACGGCACCGGAUACACAGUGCGUGCCAGGCAGAUGGCGUCGGUCUCUCUGUGCCAGGCUGUUGGUGGGCAUGCGGUGGUGGAACGACAUCAAGGAAGACGGGACGAGCGAAUGGAUAUUCGAGUCACUCACGGUGAGAGCAUGCCUUGUCGAACGGGCGAGGGGAUGGCUGGCCACUCCUCUGUGUCUUGUUGUCUUGGUGGGGCGGUGCGUCUGGUUGUAUGUAGGACGAGCGUCAGAUCAAUUCGACCGACAAGAAUGUGUUUUGGGCAGGUCUGUGGCUGUGGCCUGUCGCAUGGGUCGUCUUCCUGUUCGUCGAAAUAUUCAGACUGCAAUUCACAUAUGUGAGGCAGACAGCCAGGCGGCAGCGCCGCACGCCGAUUGAUGGAUGCAUCGCUGAUCUCCUGUGUGCCUGUUCAGCUGCCGAUCCCCAUUAUGGGUCUCAUUCUGGCGGGUUCAAACACAAUCGGAUACUGGAAAUGCAGCAAAGGUGUGUUCACGCGGCCACGCAGACGAUCUGCACAGACCAUGUGUACACAAUGCGUGUGAUGUGAUGUGAUGUGAUGUCGCUGGGACAGAUGCGAAAGACAAGGUGCGCCAGUGGGCUCAGCACAACGCGGUGCGGGCGGUCGUGGGCUCAGUCAUCUAGCUGGUCAAGAUUGGGGUCCGUGCAAAGUGUUGAUAGAUGAACCGAGUACAUACACACGCGACGGCAGAUAAUUAAGAAGAUAUGUGGAAGCGACAGGAGAGAGAGGGGGAGGUUUUUGCGUCACCUACCUUGUGUGCAUUUCUCUCUUCGUUCGUGCCCUUCUCUUCGGUCAUCCCUAGCACUGACUGUCAGACCAUUGGUCUUGCCGCAUGCUGCGUGAUUUAAUUAACACCUAGUCUGUUUG
Molecule: messenger RNA, 1434 nt
Organism: Vitrella brassicaformis
Lineage: Eukaryota; Vitrellaceae
Source: the annotation of a GenBank genome assembly